Eremomyces bilateralis CBS 781.70 is the source of this 1176-nucleotide messenger RNA. RefSeq lists its product as uncharacterized. The transcript has 2 exons. Lineage: Eukaryota; Fungi; Ascomycota; Dothideomycetes; Eremomycetales; Eremomycetaceae. The record is from RefSeq and is a predicted model, not a curated record. Bases 1 to 1176 code for a protein of 391 amino acids.
AUGGACGGCACCUUCGUCUUUUUGGAAGGGUCGUUCCUGGACAACGUACAGCUGGACAUCGUCGGGUUUCUCGCCAUCCUUGGGGAGGGUUCCAUUCUUGCCAAUGCUCAGGUUGCAACCCUGUCGCGGAUGCAAUAUAUCCCUCGACUUCUCCCGGCUCCUCAGGCGUUGCUGCGGCCGACUCGUCCGAGCAAGCUGGAGAGUAACCCGGGGCGGGUAACCGCAGUGUAUUCGGGCAACCAUGUUGAACGAGUAGGACAUAUCGGACAUGUUGUAAUUGACGCCGAAGAUAUGCCAGAAUAUACCGUCCGCUGCGUACAGAUCCGCCGAGCCAACAAAAACCUCGUCAAAGCCCGAACCGUUGGCCCCCUUUCCGUUGUUAUCCUCUUGGGAUGUGCCGAAGCCAUCGUGCUCAUCGUCUUGGCUAUAUAUCAUCGAGACGGAUUUGGCUUUGUCUCGAUCAUGCUCCUCGCCUUUCUCUCCACCUUGAUCGGCGUCGGAAACAAGUGGGAGUUGAAACUUCCCGCUCGAAAAGACCCGUCGGAGCACACGCCACCCGGCAACGUGGUGAUUCGGUAUCCGAAAGGAAGUUUCCUGGUGGUCGAAUGCGACGAAGAUGUGGCCCGGGAACUCUACUUCGCUCCCGAGAACAUCGAAUACCUGGUCACCCAUCCAUGGAAAUAUCGAAUCAUGUCGUUGAUCGGCACGCUCAUGCUCAUGAUGGGUGUCGUGUGCCUUGCCAAUGCCGACAUCUAUCAGCAGAUCGCCUUCGGUUCGGCGUAUAUCGUCUUGAACGCCGCAUACUGGAUCGUGGCGGCCCUCCCUGCCAAAGUCCACUGGGACCUAACAUGUUUCGAAGUCAGCGACCAACGGUUUGAAAACUCCCAGAACAAUAAACAUUUCGUCGACCACAAUGAGACCUUCACCUGCGCGCUUUGGAAGGCCAUCGUGGCCACGAAGAGCAUCGAUUGGGUGCGACUUGACAAUGCCGCCCCGCAGACGACGGCGUGGGACGACUGGCUUCAUGAAGCUCAAAAGAAGGCAAAUGAUUCCCGGUACCAUUGGGACGAAAACAAGACCAAAGUCUGGGAGCUCCCAGAUUGGGACCCUCAGGCUGCCAUUCGCGACAUGAUGCAGCUACACAAGAAACCCGAGAAAGGAGAAAAUCUAGCAUGA